Penaeus indicus is the source of this 2862-nucleotide messenger RNA. Its product is annotated as aminopeptidase N-like. Bases 1 to 2862 code for a protein of 953 amino acids. NCBI's taxonomy places the organism in Eukaryota, Metazoa, Arthropoda, Malacostraca, Decapoda, Penaeidae. Gene Ontology annotation, molecular function: zinc ion binding; metalloaminopeptidase activity; peptide binding. Gene Ontology annotation, biological process: proteolysis; peptide catabolic process. The record is from RefSeq and is a predicted model, not a curated record. Gene Ontology annotation, cellular component: cytoplasm. The transcript has 19 exons.
AUGCCAGUUGGCAAUCAAAAAUCGCCCCUAAGGGUCGGCGGUUUCAACUGUCGCCUGGAGGUUACCGCCGUCUCGGGCACCGCGCACGUGGCGAGGGCUGGGAUCAGUGUCACUCUUUGCAAGGGUAUCGAGGCAAAAAAAAUGAUGCCCGUGAAAAUCGCUCAGCCUAAGGCAGGAUUGGGAAAUGGUAUCACGGGUAAAAAUAUGCAGUUUCCAUCACGUAUUCUUCGAAGACCUGUUCCUCCCCCCCCCCCCCCUGGAGUGAUGUUCUUCCUUGGGCUUCUCAUACUCAGCGGCCUUGUGAAUGUGUCGAUUUCUAACCUUGGCGCCAUGAUUCAUCUCCUGAACUGCACUGAUUUUCCACCAAACACGAAUCAAACCAUAAUGAAGGAUGGAAAGUUGGAUACGCGGUUGCCUCGAACUCUGAGGCCACUCCAUUACCUGGUCAAACUUCAACCUUUCAUCAACGGCAACUUCAGUAUCUCCGGCUACAUGGAAGUGGAGAUGGAAGUCCUGGAACCGACCUCCAGCAUCAUACUCCACAUGGCUGACAUCAUUACUAAGAACGAAACCGUCAAGCUCUGGGAAUUAGAGGAGGGCCGGAGCAUUAGAGUCACUGAGCAGGAGUACAUUCGCGAGUACCAGUUCUACGUCGCCCGCCUGGAGGAGCCGCUGGAGAGGGGGGCCAAGUACGCUCUGGCCAUGGAGUUCGUCGGGUACUUGAGCGAUGAGCUUUAUGGCUUUUACAGACUAAGCUAUAGAGAUGCUGAUGGGGACAAUCAGUAUUUAGCUGUGACCCAGUUCCAGCCCACGCACGCCCGCCGCGCCUUCCCGUGCUUCGACGAGCCGGCCCUGAAGGCGACCUUCGAGGUCCACCUGGCAAGGGAGACCUGGAUGACGUCACUCUCCAACAUGCCCCUCGCCGAGACGCGACCUGUCGAAGGUCAGGAGGGCUGGGUGUGGGACCGCUUCGAGAGGAGCGUCCCCAUGUCCACCUACCUCGUCGCCUUCGUCGUCUCUGACUUCGUUCAUAUCAAUGCCACAGUGGAUGACCGUGUGCUGCUCCGAGUGUGGGCCAGAGAAUCCACUAUAGAGGAUGCAAAAUAUGCGAGUGAAAUAGCUGCCAAGAUUUUACGCUUCUUUGAGGAAUAUUUCGGUAUUCCGUAUCCCCUCAAGAAGUUGGACAUCGUUGCUCUGCCGGACUUGACAUCCGACAUGGAGAACUGGGGUCUUAUUACCUACAGGGAAAACUCAGUUCUCUAUAACGCCGAGUCUCCUAUUAAGGGAGAUAAGAGCUCCAUGAUCGAGGCAGUGGCUCACGAGCUGGCCCAUCAGUGGUUCGGUAACCUGGUCACGCCCAAGUGGUGGGAUGACACCUGGCUUAAUGAGGGGUUUGCCACCUACAUGAGUGUCUUGGGCGCGGCGGCCACGCAGCCGGAGGCCCUAUGGGAGGGCGCGGAGGCAGCGGGCGUCAGGAUGCUCCAGCAGGUGUUCUGGGAGGAUAGCCUACAGUCGUCACACAAAAUCAGCAUCCCUGUUUGUCACCGAGAUGAUAUCAACGAAAAUUUCGACAGCAUAUCUUACCUGAAAGGAGCCUCCAUCAUCCGUAUGAUGUCCCACUUCCUCGGGCAAGCCACCUUCAAGAAAGGCCUCAACAACUACUUGAAUUCAUUCAAGUACAGCAAUGCAGCUCAAGACGAUCUAUGGGAGUACCUGACUGAUGCCGCCCACCAGGAUGGCCGUAUAUUUGAUUUCGACACCAUCAAGAUGUUCAUGGACCCGUGGACGCUGCAGAAGGGCUACCCCGUCGUCCGCUUGGCCUGGAGCGCCGACAGGACCUCCGGCAUCAUCACGCAGGAACACUUCCUUUCAGAAAAUCGCAACCUCAGUGACACUCACGACUACAAGUGGUGGAUUCCCUUGACUUUCACCACUCGGAGCAGAGCUGACUUCAACAGAACACAGAUUAUGGUGUGGUUGAGGGACUACUGGGAAAGCUUAAACAUCACAUAUUUUUCUGCCGAAGAUGAAUGGAUCAUCUUCAACCUGCAGCAGACGGGCUACUACAGAGUCAACUACGACGACCACAACUGGAACCUCCUCAUCCAGCAGCUGAAGGACGACCACAAGGUCAUCCAUGUCUUCAAUCGUGCACAGAUUAUUGAUGAUGCUAUGAAUCUUGCUAAAGCUGGUCACCUCAGCUACAAAGUUGCCUUGGGUGUUUACACCUACCUGUCGAAGGAAACGGAGCAUCUGCCUCGAACCGUGGCUGCAGAAAACAUGAAGUACCUGGUGGCCAUGUUGAGAGGCACAGCAGCUUUCGGCGCUCUCAAGGUUGCUUCGAAAUUGCAAGAAGAGAAUGGAUGCGAGAGCUGGCAAGUGUUGGCGGGACGAGUAACUCGUUCCCAUCCUGCACCCUGGCAGGCACCAACCCAGUAUGGGCUUUGCCCAAGGGAACCCCAGAGACAGAUGGGCCCCACACCCUGCGGACUCUGCUGUGAUCGAGCUGGCUAUGGGAUGUCUGUCAGCCACCAUGGCUCAGGAUGCCAGCUGAUCCUGGACCUUGUUAGGUACCAGAGAUUGAGGCUUUCUGGCUCAUGGCUGGUAGUGGGUACCCUACAGGUCCACAUCAGAACUCCCCGUCCCUCCAGUGGUCACUCUAGGGAUUUUAACUUGGGCAGACUGAGGGAGGAAGAGUCUGCCUGUGGAUUCGCCACGGCAGUCUCUGAUCGAUUCACAGAACUUGAAAACCAGAUGAACCUAGUUGCUCUGUGGGAGUCCUUCAUGUGCAAAAUACUUGAAGCAGCUGUGAAGUCCAUUAGUAUGACUGCAGUCCACUCAAUGGAUAGACAGAUCAUCUAA